This is a messenger RNA of Monomorium pharaonis (pharaoh ant), 1552 nucleotides long. Its product is annotated as peptidyl-prolyl cis-trans isomerase. The transcript is spliced from 3 exons. The record is from RefSeq and is a predicted model, not a curated record. The coding region runs from base 80 to 709 and encodes 209 amino acids. Lineage: Eukaryota; Metazoa; Arthropoda; Insecta; Hymenoptera; Formicidae. Gene Ontology annotation, biological process: protein peptidyl-prolyl isomerization; protein folding. Gene Ontology annotation, cellular component: intracellular membrane-bounded organelle. Gene Ontology annotation, molecular function: peptidyl-prolyl cis-trans isomerase activity.
GAAACCGCGAUAGCGGGGCGAAUCGGGCGGAUCGCACGGCGCGGAAUCGAUUUCCGGUCGAGUUUUCAGGAACGGUAGAAUGGCGUUGAGAUCGAUUUGCCGGCUGUCAAUUGAUUCGACCUUCAGGCAGCCGAGCCAUUUCGGAGCCACCGCCCGGCCGAGACGACCGUCCCUCGACACGCUCCUACGAGGUUUCGCCGCAGCAACUAAGAAAAUGGCACUGCCACGCGUUUUCUUCGACAUGACCGCGGACGACAAGCCCGUGGGCCGCAUCGUGAUGGAGUUGAGGAAGGACGUCGUCCCCAAGACGGCGGAGAACUUUCGCGCGCUCUGUACCGGAGAGAAGGGUUUUGGCUACAAGGGUAGCAGUUUCCACAGGGUAAUCCCGAACUUCAUGUGUCAAGGUGGAGAUUUCACUAAUCACAAUGGCACCGGUGGCAAAUCUAUCUAUGGCGCCAGGUUUGAGGACGAGAACUUCAAGCUGACCCACACCGAACCUGGUAUCCUGUCGAUGGCGAAUGCCGGACCCAAUACCAACGGCAGCCAGUUCUUUAUCACCAGUGCCAAGACCAGCUGGCUCGACGGAAAGCACGUCGUGUUCGGAAAAGUCAUCGAAGGAAUGGAUGUUGUUAGAAAAUUGGAGGCCAUGGGUUCUCAAAGCGGCAAGACAUCCAAAAAGAUCAUAAUAGCGGAUAGCGGAGAAAUGUAGAUCAACUAGCUACUGUAAUGACUGCAUUUUUAUUUAACUGUUGCAUACCUAUUUGCUGUCUUUAUUACCCUACUUCGCCCAUUCCUAACGACCAAGGAUCUCUCAUCGAUGCUAAUAAUUUGUUAUCGAGCACGGAAACUCAAACUUGUCCAAUUUUGUAGAAACAAAUGAAAUUGCCUGCAUUGUUAUCUUCCAAUCUCUGAUUUCGAAUAAAUUUACUUUAUUUUGUAUUAAAGAAUAGAGAACCGUUUGCAGUGUGAAAUUUUUUUUAAUUUUUACAAAGAAGAAUUUGCCAAUUCCGUAAUAUCCCUUGCUUCGUUUCACGGUCAACACAUCUGUGUGUUUUUAUAAGAAAUCUGUAUUAAACUUUUGUGCGAAAUCCAGAUACUUCCACAAAUACACUCGCUUAGUAUUGCUAAGUGAAAAGACACAAAUGCAAUAAGCUCAAAUUUUUCAGUAUCAUCCUAUACUUUAGUGAGUGUUGAAAAUAUGAAUAUCUUCAAUAUUAGGAUAGGUAUUUCAAAGUUUAAAAUCGGUGAUUAAUGUAUUGAUUCCAGUGUGUUAACUAAUGCAUUUCUCUUUAAUAGUAUGUUCUUUAAUUUGUCAUGUGUAUAAUACAUGUAUGUAUAUCACGAUUAGAGAAUCCUCAUUGUAUGUUUUUUAUAAAUAUGUAUCAGUCCUUUUCUCUUUGUUGCGAAAAAUAAAACAUCCCGUUUGCCUAUCGUGAUGCGAGCAAUGCCUGAAAGCGAUACCAUUUUAUUGUAAUACAACACCAAGUUGAAAUAUGUAGUUGCAACAGUCUAACCAGUUUCGAUUUCUUAAAAAUAAAAUUGUUUUCAGAAA